AUGGGAGACAUCACACACCCAACUGACGACAAUGCUCGCCGUCUCCCCCCUCCGGGACCAGACCAGGUCUACGUGAAAGUGGCCGCCUUGAACGGGGGCUUCCUGACGCUGCCGGAGCGCAACUUCGUGACCGACCCAGACCCGGACAAAGGCACGACGGUGCCGUCGAUGUGCUUCCUGAUCGAGCACCAGUCGACCAACUCUGCGGCACCCACGCGCGUCGUGUUCGACCUGGGCAUCAAGCGCGACCUGACGCUGUACGCGCAGCCGGCAACGCAGCACCACAUCACCACCCGCCAGCCCGUGUACUCGUCGGCCGAUGCACGAUCGAGUCUGAUGAGCGGCGGCCUCGACCCGGCCACGGACAUCGACGUCGUGGUCCUGAGCCACAUCCACUGGGACCACAUCGGGCUGCCGGCCGACUACAAGCGGGCCACCUUCAUCGUGGGUUCGGGCACGCUGCAUAUCCUCGAGCACGGCGCGCCGCACUAUCCCCGCGAGCGCAUCGAGACGGGCGCCCUGCCCGUGUCCCAGACGAAGGAACUCCCACCGGUACCAGACUCAGACCGGAAACACAUGGCCGCAACCUCCCAGACCACGCAUACCUGGACAUCCAUCUCAACCCUGCCGCGCGUGGUCGACUUCUUCGGCGACGGCUCGCUCUACAUCGUCGACGCGCCGGGCCACAUCCACGGGCACGUCAACGCGCUGCUGCGCGUCGGACCCACGCGGUGGGUGUACCUCGGCGGCGACUGCUGCCACGACCGGCGCAUCAUGACGGGCGAGAAGCAGAUCCUCGAGUAUGACGAUGGGCGGGGCAAGCUGAAAAGCGCGCACGCCGAGCUGCACAAGGCUAAGAAGACGAUUGAGAAUGUGCAGCGCCUCAUCGACGUCAAUGGAGACGCCGUCGAGUGGGUUGUCGCCCACGAUUGGAAGUGGGCGUCCGAGAACCAGAAUCGGUUCUUUCCUCGGUGGAUGUAUUAA
Molecule: messenger RNA, 984 nt
Organism: Fonsecaea erecta
Lineage: Eukaryota; Fungi; Ascomycota; Eurotiomycetes; Chaetothyriales; Herpotrichiellaceae
Exons: 1
Coding region: 1-984 (327 amino acids)
Source: RefSeq, a predicted model, not a curated record